Molecule: messenger RNA, 813 nt
Organism: Pyrgilauda ruficollis (rufous-necked snowfinch)
Lineage: Eukaryota; Metazoa; Chordata; Aves; Passeriformes; Passeridae
Gene: MED21
Product: mediator complex subunit 21
Exons: 4
Coding region: 114-548 (144 amino acids)
Biological process (GO): regulation of transcription by RNA polymerase II
Cellular component (GO): mediator complex
Molecular function (GO): transcription coregulator activity
Source: RefSeq, a predicted model, not a curated record
GAGCGGAUUCUCCCCGCUCUCCAACCGUUCCUCCCGGCCGCCAGGCGCCGCGCGCGCCCGCCUGGCACCCGCGCCUCAGGGGCGGCGCCGGCGGCGGCGGCGGCGGCGGGGCCAUGGCGGACCGGUUGACGCAGCUGCAGGACGCCGUCAACUCGCUCGCGGACCAGUUCUGUAACGCCAUCGGAGUGCUGCAGCAGUGCGGCCCGCCGGCCUCCUUCAGCAACAUCCAGACUGCCAUAAACAAGGAUCAGCCCGUGAACCCCACGGAAGAGUAUGCCCAGCUGUUCGCAGCUCUGAUCGCUCGCACUGCCAAGGAUAUUGAUGUUCUCAUAGAUUCCCUGCCUAGUGAAGAAUCCACAGCAGCUUUGCAGGCUGCGUGCCUGUACCGGCUGGAGGAGGAGAACCACGAGGCAGCGGCGCGACUGGAGGAGGUCGUGUACCGUGGGGAUGUGCUGCUCGAGAAGAUCCAGAGCGCCCUGGCCGACAUCGCCCAGUCGCAGCUGAAGACGCGGAGCGGCACCCACACCCAGCCCCUGCCCGACUCGUAGCGCCAGGGGGCACCGCGGCCCUUCCCAAGAUACACCGGGAAUGGAUGGGCUGGCCCCGCCCUCCCGCGGGGCUGCCUCGCGCUCUGCUCCGCGUCGGGAGAGGCGGUUUUGGCUCAGCUCGGCUGCGGGUUUUGUGUGAGAAACGCUGCUAUAAGGGCUCUGUUACAGAUCUGCGUGGGCUAAUGUUUCUUUGACUUACAACGAGCUUUCUGGUCACAAAUAUUACUUCAAUCGAAUUUGUUGAAAUAAACCUGCAGGUAUCUGA